Molecule: messenger RNA, 2802 nt
Organism: Asterias rubens (European starfish)
Lineage: Eukaryota; Metazoa; Echinodermata; Asteroidea; Forcipulatida; Asteriidae
Product: DDB1- and CUL4-associated factor 10-like
Exons: 6
Coding region: 413-1810 (465 amino acids)
Cellular component (GO): Cul4-RING E3 ubiquitin ligase complex
Molecular function (GO): protein binding
Source: RefSeq, a predicted model, not a curated record
AUUACAUUCAAGAUGGCCGCCUCCAUGAAGUAACACAGUCCGUUUCAAGGCGACAUGUGUGCAGUAGUACGUCGGACACUGGACACUGUUUGUAGACUGGCCUAGGGUAGAACUCUUUCUCUUGUUCUUGAUUGUUAUUUUGGAGAAUUUAAAAGCAUUUUGUAGCAAUGACUUGCCAAGGCAUUGUCAAGUGGCGGACAUUUGUCAGUCGAUUUUUAUUUCACGGUUUUUAGAAGUUUUGUGUGUAGCGAAUCAAGAUCAAGCAUGCAUACUCGAAAUAUUCAUUUACAUAUUCAAGACAAAUUGCUGCAAAAUUAAAGGAUUUUGAAUUUGAACACCACACAAGAAACAUUUUUCCUACUCAUUUGGCAUUUAUUAUUAGUUGUUUUUUGGAAAAUAAACGUUGAUUGCCAUGGCAGUGAAUAAAAAAUCUAAAGGCAAUGACGAUAGUAACUCAAACACAAACGGCAAUACUACCAAGAACACAUCAAUCACCAGAUGGGUAUGGAAUCGUCAAGUCGUUAGUCCCUCAUCAGUAUGUGCAGGAUCAGCCGUUGGUGUUCACUACAAGGCAAACCAAGGAUCGUGUCAGCAGAGAUUACUUAACGAGGUACAAUGCUGUUUGUAUGGCCGGGUCGCACCAUCUGGCUUUUCGGAUUUCUCUAAGGUGCAAGGACAUGAAGCAAUCUUCAACUUGGAGUUUUCACCCAGCGGUGAUAUUCUAGUAGCAGCAUGUGAGGAGAAUAGCAUGUUACUGUUUGAUCCACUCACAACCAAGAAUAUAACAGCUGUAAGGAAUGCGCAUGGAGACUGUGUCAACUGUAUCAGAUUUUUAGACAGCAGAACUUUUGCGUCGGGAUCAGAUGACUCUACCAUUGCCUUAUGGGAUAUUCGUAAUUUGAAACAGAAGGUCCGCUGUUUGGAGGGACACACAAACUGGGUGAAGAGUAUUGAAUAUUGCCACCGGACACGACGGCUUAUUUCCUCGGCUUUUGACGGUGCAGUAGUUAGUUGGGACAUCAACAGUUAUGAGGAAAACGGAGCGCCACAUGAAAAGAUCUUCUACAUCGAGUCUCUGAUGAGGACACGUCUAACCCCGGACUGCACCAAGCUUGUCAUGUCAACUGCCAGAGGUUUCUACAUUGUCAUUCACAACCUUAACCUUUCAACUCUUAACUCUGACCUUGCCAAUGUAGACUUUGUUGAGUACCAUCGCAUCGCCAUGCAGGAAGAGGAAGAUGGAGUGAGGUCAGAGCAAGGUCAUUGGAGUAGAGAAGCGCCGUUUACGAGGACGAGAAAUCGUGCAGAGUUGGUCUUAGAUUGUCCUGAGGACAGUAAGGCAUCUUGUAUUUCAUCUUUGGUUCUUCAUCCACACGGCUGGUGUAUGAUAUCGAGAUACACAACAAGAGAAGAUGAUGCUGAGUGGACAUGUGUACAUGAUCUCCAAGACCCACUUCCAGACCAGAGUCUUUCCAUUCGUUCAACCACUCAACCCCAAGCUCUUAAGCGCUUGAUGUACUACACCAAAGAAUCCACAGAUGGGAGAGGGUACAUCAAGGAGCUUAGCGUCAGCCCCGACGGUCGUCUCAUCUGCUCCUGCUAUGGAUACGGAGUCCGAUUACUCGGCUUUGACUCAAAAAGCAGUGAAUUAUGCGACAUUCAGCCCCAUGGUGUCCGUGAACUCAAGCAAAUCAAAUACUUGGUGAAACACAAGAGUACUGUUUUGACUUCAAGGUUUUCGCCGACGCAUUGCCUCCUUGCGUCUGGUAGUAUGUGUGGAAGAGUUGCGUUUUACCAACCAAAAUUAUGAAUACAAAAAGUACCGCCUAUUUUCCCUACUUUGUCGAUGGGGUAUGUUUUAUAAAACAUUAUUUAUUGAAUGUUUUUUUAUCAACGUUUUACCCUAUUUAUAUUUUAUCCAUUUCUUAAAUCAGGCUCACGAUUUUUGGAUGAAGGCAUUGGAAUCAGCCUGGUUGCCUUGCAUGUAGAGCCUUUCUUGUGAGCUGUAUACAUUGUACAUAACUAGGCCUGGGCCACUACUGAAAUUUACAAAUCGACUAGUGGUGCCCCAAAUAGACGCGACUUCGACACUAGUUGCCAUUAAUUUUGAAUUCCCGCCAACGGCAUAUUGUUUGCCGCAGACGCAAUAUAGUAAAAUUCACACUGAAAGGAUUGAAGGUUUGUGUUACUGAUGUCUGAUUGUGUUUCGUAAGUAAAUUAUGUUGUUGUGAAUAGUCGUGAGCGACACAGUGUAUUCACCAAAGAGGUAGUUGUGACAGCACGAUUAAUCGAGUAGUUGAAAAACGGUAGUCGCGACUCGAAAAUAGCAAUCAAUAGUCGCGACUUCGACACUAGUCAAACUAGUUGCCCAGGCUUAAACCACAUUUCAUUCACCCAUUUAUACCUUUCACAACAAUAUCAACUGAUUCAAGAGAGCACUUGUUCAUUCCAUUGGACAAAAAGUAGUGUGUUGGAUCACAAUGUGAAUGUUAAGUUGUCCAGUUAUAAUCAAGUAAUGUUGUCAUCCAAAGAAAUUUGUUUCCGCUUGUAAGUUUUAAUAGAAUAUACAACUUUAUGUCUUAAUUAUUAUUGUAAAAAAACUACCAAGUAGAUUUUGUGUUGUCUGUGUAAUUAUAUCUACGUGGGUCCCAACAGUUUUUCACAAAAGUAUUUUGUAUAUUUUUUAAACUUGGGUGUGAUUCCUGUCUAUACUGCAGGUACAGUUAACAGGUUGAAUGGCUUCUUAUUAGUCAGGUUGGUGUAGUGGUGUCUUGCCUCGCCUUCCACCUCUGGGUCCCUGGU